AUUGGAAUUAGAGGCACAGAUGAAGGCGAUACCGACAAGCGGAGUGGGGAGUCGGAAGGUGCUGAUAACGGGAGUGGGAAAAGGGCUGGGAAGGGCCCUCGCCCUCGAAUUGGCGAGUCGAGGUCACGCCAUAAUCGGCUGUUCCCGAUCUCAGGAUAACCUCAAUUCGCUCCAAUCACAACUCUCUUCUUCCAACCACUUGUUUCUCAAUGCCGACGUCAAGUCAAAUGACAGCAUUCAGGAGAUGGCUCGCCAUGUAAUGGAGGAGAAGGCCGUCCCCGAUAUUAUAGUGAACAACGCAGGAACAAUUAAUAAGAACAACAAGAUAUGGGAGGUGGGGGCAGAAGAGUUCGAGGAGGUGAUGGACACGAACGUGAAGGGGACGGCGAAUGUGCUGAGGCACUUCAUUCCUCUGAUGAUAGCAAACAAGCAGCAAGGUAUUAUAGUGAACAUGUCUUCAGGAUGGGGGAGAUCAGGUGCGGCUUUGGUUGCUCCUUACUGUGCAUCCAAAUGGGCGAUAGAAGGACUAAGUAGGUCGGUAGCUAAAGAGGUUCCAGAAGGAAUGGCAGUGGUGGCUUUGAAUCCAGGUGUCAUCAACACCGACAUGCUCGCCUCUUGCUUUGGCUCUUCUGCUUCUCUCUAUCAAACUCCUCAAGCUUGGGCUCUCAAGGCUGCCACCAUCAUCCUCAACCUCACUCCUGCUGACAAUGGUGCAUCUCUCACGGUCUGACUCUCAACAAUUUCUCUUCUUCUAGCUCCAUUUCACCCUCGUUUCUGUUUUCCCAGACCAAACCGAUUCUUCACUUCUCUUGUACCAUGAACCAAGUUUUAGUGGUCUAAGCUCCAAUUUUCCUAUUUUUUUGUCCCAUUGCGAUUUCAGUUUUUCAGAUUAGUCUAUAUUCCCGCUAGCGCAUGUGCGCCCAAAAAUACAUUAAUACACAACUUUAAAGGACAAAAAUAAUAUUUAUCAGUGCCCCUGCUAAACCAUGAUGCUACAGCCAAAUUCUG
This is a messenger RNA of Abrus precatorius (Indian licorice), 1008 nucleotides long. Its product is annotated as NADPH-dependent pterin aldehyde reductase. Gene Ontology annotation, cellular component: cytosol. Gene Ontology annotation, molecular function: oxidoreductase activity, acting on the CH-OH group of donors, NAD or NADP as acceptor. Gene Ontology annotation, biological process: folic acid-containing compound metabolic process. Bases 20 to 730 code for a protein of 236 amino acids. The record is from RefSeq and is a predicted model, not a curated record. The transcript is spliced from 2 exons. Lineage: Eukaryota; Viridiplantae; Streptophyta; Magnoliopsida; Fabales; Fabaceae.